Oryzias latipes (Japanese medaka) is the source of this 1980-nucleotide messenger RNA. RefSeq names its product paired box 1a (gene pax1a). Gene Ontology annotation, molecular function: DNA-binding transcription factor activity, RNA polymerase II-specific; RNA polymerase II cis-regulatory region sequence-specific DNA binding. Lineage: Eukaryota; Metazoa; Chordata; Actinopteri; Beloniformes; Adrianichthyidae. Gene Ontology annotation, biological process: anatomical structure development; regulation of transcription by RNA polymerase II. The record is from RefSeq and is a predicted model, not a curated record.
ACUUCCCCUAUGCAAAAUAUUAGAGGAGGCAGCGCAGCUCCAAACCGGAUGGGGUUUGUAUUGGCUGACAGCAUUUUCCAGCUCAGGAGGACCAAUGAAAGCAGAGUACAGGCUCGGCGUAUAACAGCGAAGAUUGACGUGGAGGACGCGUCAAAUCAAUUCCAGCAGACUCCGGACUCCCCGGGAUAAGUCCAAUUUGCAUUUAUCGGAUGAAGAUCGCGUCGGCGCCCCUGUAGCCGCUUGCUUCCGAAAAUAUAAAGAAGGGGAGAGCGCUGAAGCCGAACGAGUUGGAAGGAGCCUGCUUUUUCCUUCUUCUUGGAUUCAUUCUUCUCGCUCCCCCUUCGCUCUCUGACUUCGCCCGAAAGCACAGAUCCAUUUGAGGGGACACCUACAUUUCCUGAAAUAUACAGACAAAUGGAGCAAACCUAUGGAGAGGUGAACCAGCUUGGCGGCGUUUUCGUCAAUGGGCGACCCCUGCCCAAUGCCAUCCGGUUAAGAAUAGUGGAACUGGCGCAGCUCGGGAUCAGGCCCUGCGACAUAAGCCGGCAGCUGCGAGUCUCUCAUGGCUGCGUGAGCAAGAUUUUAGCGAGAUACAACGAGACUGGCUCCAUCUUGCCCGGUGCCAUCGGUGGAAGCAAGCCACGGGUCACGACGCCGAACGUGGUUAAAAAUAUCAGGGAAUACAAACAGAACGACCCCGGGAUCUUUGCCUGGGAGAUUCGGGACAGGCUUUUGGCAGACGGCGUUUGUGACAAGUACAACGUCCCGUCUGUUAGUUCGAUCAGCAGGAUUUUACGCAACAAGAUUGGGAACCUCUCUCAGCCUAACCAGUAUGAAAGCAGCAAGCAAGCCUCCGCGCAAGCCGGGCUCCCCUACAACCACAUUUACCCUUAUUCCUACCCCAACACCAUGUCGCCCCCCAGCACCAAAAUGGGAAGCCCUCCCGGAGUACCAGUGACGCCGGGACAUGUGAGCAUAUCCAGGGCUUGGCCUUCUCCGCACACCGUCAGUAACAUCCUGGGAAUACGCGCCUUCAUGGAUCCCACAGCUAUUGCAGGGACGGAGGGAUACCCACCAAAGAUGGAGGAGUGGAGCAGCGUCAACAGAGCAGCUUUUUCUGCGCCCCACACGGUCAACGGGAUCGACAAGUCAGCAAUUGAUGCCGACAUAAAAUACGCACAGCCUUCCUCGACACUGUCCAGUUACGUCUCGGCGUGUGCCUAUUCUACACCUAACCAGUAUGGGGUCUACAGCGGGCCCGCAGGCGGCUAUGUGGCCCCGGGCCACCACCACUGGCAGCCACAGAGCACGGCUUUGUCCCACCCGGGGAGCGGAAUGAGCAUGCACGCAGGAGAGAUCCACUCACCCAUGGCCUUCAAGCACCAAGUCAGAGAAGAAAACCUCCCAGUCCUCUGAGCAAACAGCAACAUGAAGACUUGAACGGGGUUCACGGACUCAGUCUCGCUACCUCAUCAUCAUAACCGGGACUAUUAACGCCUUAAUUACCAGACACAUUUAACUGAACUCAUUUCAGCAGCUCCAACAGUAAGUGUGAACACUUACCCGCUUGUUUGUGGCUGACAGUCAAACACAGGUCUGUUCACUUGCCUUUCAACUAUACAGUAAAGCUUUGUCGUUCUUGGGCCGUUUGAAUGUAAGCUUGCUUGGAUGUAUCGGUGUUUUCUCUCACUGGUCGGUAGUUUUUUGUUGUUUUCGUUGUUCCUCAGCUGUGUCUCAUGGAGAUUUCAGCAUAAAACAUCCCCUCCGUCGUUAUUGUUAUUAUUAUUAUUUUUUAGCGUAAAUAAAGGGUUAUUCAGUAAUUUUCAGUUUCUUAUUUUAACCCUAUUUGUGGCCAUAAUCUCGGUGCAGUGACUUGACGAUGUGAACAAAAGUUAUAAAUUGUCUAAAUGUAAAAAUAUAUGCCAAAGCUUUAAUUAUAUAUUUUUAUAAUUUCAUUGUAAAUAUAAAAAAAUAAAGGCU